AUGUCUCUCUUUACACUCUUCUUUGCUUGCUUUGUUCCAAACUCAAGUUCACGAGUUAACACAACCGACACUAACUUGGAAGUCUUGUCAUUGAAAAGACAUAAAAGCAAAUCCGAGUCUCUAAGAAGUCCUUCUCCUAUAAUCAUCGUCUCUUAUUUUCCAUCAAGCUCCACUCUUUCUCGUCUGUAGUUAGAUUUGUUUAAGUUUGAGGAAGACAUUGACACGACCAAAAAAGGAUACUAUUGAUGCAGUCUAAUUUUAUUUAUGUCCCUUUUGUUCUCGUUUGAUUU
This is a messenger RNA of Capsella rubella, 290 nucleotides long. RefSeq lists its product as uncharacterized. The transcript has a single exon. NCBI's taxonomy places the organism in Eukaryota, Viridiplantae, Streptophyta, Magnoliopsida, Brassicales, Brassicaceae. The record is from RefSeq and is a predicted model, not a curated record. Bases 1 to 189 code for a protein of 62 amino acids.